AUGAUAUCUCUCGCUGUUAGGAAGGCAUUUGUCUUAUUAUCAUGUACAUUUCUUGGAUUAAUAUGUGGUACCCUCUAUUUGUAUUCAUCCUACAGUCCGCAAUUUGCAAAAAGAUUAAAUUAUACAGUAACUGAUUCUUCGUCAAUAGCCUUGUCAGGAACCAUAGGUAUAGCUGUCGCUGGUCCAUUAGCAGGAGGUGUGGUAGAUAAAAAGGGUUACACAAUAGCCCUUAUUAUAGGAGGAUUGUCCAUUAUUUCUGGUUAUUUGGGAAUGAAGAAGCAGUUUGAUAAUCAAUAUUCAGAUUUAUUCGUAUCUUCUUCAUUUUUAUUUUUAAUAGGAUGUGGAUCCACUUUUAUCAAUUCUGCAUGCUUGAAAUGUUGUGCUGUUAGCUUCCCUAGUAUUAGAGGUGUCGCAACGUCGCUUCCUUUGGCUUUGUAUGGGUUGAGUGCAUUAUUCUACUCGGUUAUUGCUUCGGUUUUCUUUCCAGGAAAGACAUCCGAGUUUUUGGGUUUUUUAGCUUACUCGUCUGUGGGGAUAUUCGUGAUAUGUGCACCAAGCAUUAUGUUUUGUGAUAAGGAACAUAAAAACAGAAAAAAGAAUAGACAUAUAAAUACGGAGUCAAUCGAAAUGGCGACUCUAGCACCAACACACAGUCCUGCUUCUUCCUCGAUUCGUAAGAGUCAGAAUGCAUUGAAAUUAGAUGGAUCACGAGAUGAUAACUUAAGUGGAAUUGGCUUGAUAAAAUCCUACAGAUUCUGGUUAAUUUUCAUAACUACAGGUUCGUUGGCCUCUUUGGGUCAAAUGUAUAUCUAUUCUGUUGGGUACAUGGUGAAAGCUUUGAUCACAGAGCAAGUUCUGAAAUCAGAUACAGUUGCAGCUGUUUCACAACCUCAAGUUGAAGCCUUGAUCCAAAAGAACCAGCAGCUACAAGUGGGCUUACUCUCAAUUGCUAAUUGCGUUGGGAGAAUCGCAUCGGGAAUUAUAGGUGAUAUUAUUUCUCAAUCGUUACAUAAACCAAGAUCGUGGCUUUUGUUUUUACCAAGUAUGGGCUUAUUAACAACCCAAGCAAUGGGAUUGCAAGUUAGUGAUCUUUCGUCGCUCUCUAUGAUGUCCUUAUUAACAGGUUUUUUUUAUGGAUUUACAUUUUGCAUUAUGCCUAUUAUUGUGGGUGAUACUUUUGGGAUGGAUAACUUUUCAUCUAAUUGGGGGGUUGUUGGUUUGGCACCAAUUCUUCCGAGCUAUUAUUUUACUAGUUUAUUCGGUAAAGUGUAUGACUCCAAUUCAAUAAUAUUGCAAAGUUCUGGGAUUUCUAACUGUUCUUUAGGUAAGAAUUGUUACAGUUCUGUAUUUAAGUUGACUUUGGGUGUUACAAUUUUGUCAUUGGUAGUUGUCACUUUGCUUAACUUCCGUAAUACUUCAUGGAGUAAAAGAAAACAUUAA
Debaryomyces fabryi is the source of this 1440-nucleotide messenger RNA. RefSeq lists its product as uncharacterized. The record is from RefSeq and is a predicted model, not a curated record. The coding region runs from base 1 to 1440 and encodes 479 amino acids. Gene Ontology annotation, cellular component: membrane. Lineage: Eukaryota; Fungi; Ascomycota; Pichiomycetes; Serinales; Debaryomycetaceae. The transcript has a single exon.